Balaenoptera acutorostrata (minke whale) is the source of this 22362-nucleotide messenger RNA. It is a transcript of the gene LRTM3, whose product is annotated as coiled-coil domain containing 168. The transcript is spliced from 4 exons. The record is from RefSeq and is a predicted model, not a curated record. NCBI's taxonomy places the organism in Eukaryota, Metazoa, Chordata, Mammalia, Artiodactyla, Balaenopteridae.
UAGACUUUGAGGGAAGGUGAGCAGUACUUAGAUCUGGCUCUGCCCCACCCUAAUUCUGACAUCAGCAAGCGUCACAAAUAGCUGCUCCUUGGAAUCACCAGAAACAGGGUGAAGAGGAAAUUCACCAGGAGACCAUUCCAAAAUCUACCAAAAUCUAACCUGGGUUUUCAGCAUCACAGUAGAUUGUUGAAGAGGAACACGGCUGACAGACCCCUCUAACAAAAAGAAACAUAAAAUGAGGUGUUCUAUUUUACUAAAAAGUCAAGUUGGUAUGAGCUCAGUUAAAUACCCACUGUGACACGUACCUCACUUUUCUUAGACCCAGAGCAAUCACUGCUGCACUUGACAAGGCACUGGGCAGCACUGGACAUUUUUUUUCUGGCAGAGCAUUGCAUGUGGUUAUGAGAUGGGCAUACCACCUUUUUGUGUUUUGGGGCAUCCAGAAUCGAGGACUUUGGAAUGAAGACAUCAGUCUAUUUCACAUAUUACAUAAAAAUGCCAAAGCAAUUUUAUUUCUUUAAAAAAGUCGGUGGAUUGGAAAAUAAUGCAUUUUUGACAUUAUGGGACCUUCUAGAGUCCUGGACUUCUCAAUAUUACUGGAUGGCAAUCUUAUUUAUAAUUUUUCUGGGAAUUAUCUUUGAGAUCAUACUCAUAAAGAUUUGUACAGCCUUUCAGAAGAAGCCUGCACUUCCUUCAGAAAAGGAUAAUACAGAUGCCCACAAGAAAGAAGACAGUUGCCUUAAAAGCAUGAAAUUUGAUAACUGGUCAAUUCAUUCAUCUUCAGAAGAAAGAGUUGAUGACUUUUCAGAAAGAACAACUACUUCAUCACUUACAUCUGAAGGAAAUGAACGUAACUUUGGAGACAGAGUUUCACUGCCAGAUGAACCAACGCGGGCAAGUACCAGUGAAAGUAAAUAUCGCCUAAGUCACUUUAGUGAAAGUCAUGAGCCAUCUUCAGAUGGUACUAGCUCGUCUUUGUCACUGUUUCAUUCAGAAGUACAGGGAAAUUUUCCAAGGUGCAGAGGGUGUCCUGAAAACGAACAUGAAACAAUACAGUUUUCAUCUAAGAAAUUAUUUUCCAUAAUGAAAGACAACGAAAAUAAAAAUUUGAUGUUUUCUUCUGACUUUAACUUUUCAAGAAUUUCUAGAAUCAUUAUAGAAAGUGAAGAUAUAGAUGUGGCACCAUGCCCUCCUGCCCAUUUAUUACUUUCUAGAGACCAAGUCAGACUUCUGGAAGAAAAUGUGAGAAAUCAAAUUCCUUUAAAAUCCAAAGCUACUUUAGAGAGUAAAACUACCUAUCUGUACUCAAGGUCUCAAGAGCCCUUGAUUCAGAAUCAACAUUCUGUUAGAAGGGACAUUUCUGCCGAAGCACAAGAUUCUUUUCUGGGACAAAGUGCUCUUCCGAAUCAAGAUUUUUCUGAAGCCCAAUUUACUAGUCAAGCCCAACAACUUGUUAACAACCAGGUAUCAAUCAAUAGCCAGCCUGAUAUCAAGGCCAGAUACAUUGCUCUGCCUCAAGAUUUGAUGAGGAAACCACUUUCCAGCAGCACACAAGACUCCUUCCAGACCCAAGAUAGGGACAGGAGCCAACAUUUGGUCCAAGUCCCACAUUCUGUUGAGACUCAAGAUUCAAUCAAGGACCUAGAGUCUGAUACAAAACACUCAGAAGAGGCCCAAUAUUCUGUUUGGUUUGAAGAUUCAAACAAGAUUCAAUAUUCAAUCCCAGGGCAAGAUAAUAUUUUUAAUAAUGCCAGACAUCUAGUUUUAACUCUAAGCCCAAAUUCAGUUGCUAAUGUGAUGCCACAACUAAAGAGUGCAAAGACAAAGGGCCAGAAACAAAUUGCUAGCUCAGAAUUAAACCAGUAUCCUGCAUAUGGCUCAGUGCCUCUUUCACCUACCAUGACCAGGCAGAAAAACAGAAGAAAAACAUUACACAGUAAAAGUAAAUUUAGUCUCAAAGUUCUACCUCAAAAGUCAAAGAAAACACCAACUUCAUGGGUAUUUCAAAUCACAGUAUGUCACACUUCAGAAUAUAGCAAGUUAAGACACAGUUAUAAAACUAAGAAGAAAGAGUUACAUCAAAGAAAAGGUAUAUCAGGUUUAGCAUUGCGUCUUAUUUAUGCUUUCAAGCUUGUUCCUCCUUAUAUUAGGAAGUAUUCCAGGAAAAGACUAGCGAAAUUUAUGCCAGGUUUAACAGGAUGUAGGCAUUUUCUGCUGAAGCAAAAUAAGUCACUGUAUGCAGAGAAAGUCAACUAUGCAGGGCCUGUUGAGAAAAGAGGAACCUCAGGGAGUACUAAAAACGAAAAGCAUCAUGGCAGAGACAAUAAAGAACUAAAAAACAUUUCACCACAAAUUCCACCUCAGCUAGAAGAGUCUUUCAUGGUCAAUAUUUAUCAACAAAAAGCACCUUGUUCUUCAUUAAUAGAAACAAACUGGAAGAAUAAAGACUCUCUUAAAGACCCAAUUUUACAAGCAAAGGAAAUGGACAUUACAGAGUUUUGUGCCCCAAAUAGUGAAAAAACAUCUGACCUGCAUAUUGCAAAGCAUGAGACACCUUUAGAAGAAGCUAUAUCAGCACCUUUGCAGAAAUUUGAUUCCUCUCCCAAAAUGGAGUCAGACAGAAGAAUGAAAACAUGCGAGGACCUAAAAAGUACAGAGAAUUCACAUCUUCUACUUACAAGUGGAGAGAAGUUACCAACUAGUACGUCAGAAAUGCAAAGGUGCUUUCCAAAGGGAAAUACCCAUGAAAAAGAAGAUUUUCCUGAAAUUGUUCUGGGGUCUUCAGAUGUCAAUUUGCUCAUUUCACUAGGAACCAAAAAGCAUAAAAGCAGUGAACAGUCAGCAGGUGUAGAAAUUCAAGAGAGUCCAGAAGGUGUAAUUGAGAAGGAAAAGAAACCAUUAAUAGUUAAUGUUACAGAAGAUGGUGACCUAAGUGAAAGUGAGGAACUCGAAUGCAACACUAGAAGCAGCAUAAAAAAUAGGCAAGAUGAAAGAAUAUCUGAUGCAUUUCACGAUGCCACUCACACUGCCCUUUCUGAACCACCUCAUAUGGAAAUGCAGAGUGGAUUAAAAACCAAGACAGAUACAUCAAGAAUAGGGCUUAGUCAUUCAGCGGUAAAGCAAGAUGAAUUACCAGAUGACAAAAAAACAUGGAGUGCAGAAUACAUUGAGAAGAGAUGUAUAUUUAAAAAACCACAAGAACAUGACAGAGAGGAAGAACAACAGGCUCUGCAAGAAGCAGAUCCACAGCUAACACCAGGUUUCAGGUUCAGUCUACAACUAAAGCAGAAGCCCAAGUACGUCAAAUUUGAAAUAGGACAGAGCUGUUCAGAAAGUAGAACAACUCAAAAUGAAGAGCUAGAGGUACAACCACACACUCUUUCUACAGAAACGACUGUGGGCACUGGUCCAUGCCCCACAAUGGAUCCAUUUCAAGUUGAGAAGGUGAAGCAAAGCACAGACAGACCUACAGGCAGGGAAACUGCAGAUCCAGUGCAUCCUCUUACAGUGUCACAGAGCUUGCCAGUUUUAACUGAAACAACAGAACAUGGUGUCCCAUUGUGUGGAAGCCCCGGAAAGCCCCUGGAUGAUCAAAUUACAGAAGAAAAGGAAUACUUAAAAAGAGUUUUACCUGAAGUUGCCCUGGGGUCUCUCCAUAGGCGUAUGCUUCCUUUAUCAAGUGUACGCUUGAUAAAUGUACGCUGUCUCAACCAUGUAAUUACGAAAGUAAAGACGCCACCAAUACAUCGUAGAAGAAGAUUGAGAGAUGAUUUCAAAAUCAUGAUUAAACAAAUACUGCAAGAUGAAACUGUGGCAGAUAUGCUUCUGAAUGUUAUUGACCCUCACGUGUCUAUUUUGCCUUAUAUUAUAACACACAGCAGAUUAAAUGCAGAGAAUCACAGUCAUACCAAGCUAAAACAAGAGAUAGCAGAAGUUGAAAGAGAAGAAAAGUGUUCAGAUACCAUUACUAAAGGAAGUGACUCUGGAGACACACCAGAAGCAGCUAAAUUGCAAGAUGAAGUGAGUGGGGAAAAAGAAGCUUCACCAGAAGCAGUCCUUGAGGAUCGCUGGAACCUCAGAUUGGAUGCAUAUCCAGAGAAAGAGCUUAAAACAAAGAAAGAAAUGCAACAACCAAUCACAUUGGCAGAAAUCAUGAUGGAGUCUGUUUACUCGGCCAUAACAGAUCCAUUUCAUGCUGAGAAUAUGAAGAAAAGCCUGACCACACAAACAGAUUUAAGAUGCACUGCACAUUCUGAGAUGCCUCCUCCAGCAUCAGAAAAAUCACUGAUUGGAGACCCUUUAACAACAAGAGAAAGUGAUGUUCGAGAUUAUGGAAGUGAUACAAGGGAAAUGGUUUAUUCUUUUGCAGAAACAAAGGCAGAAUUACCCAAAGAUUUACCAGCAAUUUUCCCAGAGACUUUUAAUUGCCACAUGCCUGUUUUAUCUCAUUCUAAAGUGAAGAAAAAUAGAGUAAGAUUCUCACACCUAGAAAGUAGAGUGAAGUCCAAGUCUGUACACAUGAAAGCAUUGAAGCCAUCAAUUUCACAAAUAUGUAAUAUCACAGGUCAUAGAAAGAAACUGGAAUCUGACUUUAAGGCCAAGUUUGAAAAGAUCAACCAAGCUAAUGGGCUGGAUUAUGAAUUUCUAAACACCCUUUACUCUCCUGUGUACAGCAGGUUACAAGGAGAGACAAACAGCUUCUGCCAUGCUCAGGUAAAGCUCCAGGGACUAGCACAUGAGGGGAGACCACAGUAUGUUGAUUUCUUUGAUAAGAGUAGUGCAUUCUAUGACAGAGAAGGAAAAGUACAAGAUGGAGAGGAAGAGGAGCAAAAAACGUUGCUAGUAACUGCUCCGCAGCAUACCCAGUGCCUCUGGAUCAAUGGGUAUCAAGGGAAAGAGACCCACCUUGCCGAACCAGACCCAGCACUGGACCGUUUAACACAGGAACAAGAUAUACAGCACCGAACAUGCUUUACACAAAUUGCUUCGCAGACUGGCCUCCAGAUGGGUCCUCGAGAAGCUAAGGAACUCCAGAAGAUCAACAAACCAGAAGAUGACAUAACAGCCCCUACGGGUCUGGAGAUUCCAGCUCCCGAGGCAGGGAACUCAUCACUUGAUAAACUUUUGAACACUACAACAGAGUGUGGCUUACCAUCUGGUGGAAACCUUAAAAGGGAACUAGAUUCUUAUUUUGUGGGGAAAAAUUCAGAGUUACCAGAAAAUUUGCAAGUGACCUUCCCACGGUUUUCUGAUUCUGUUGACCCCUUUGUUUCUAAAUCUAAAAGAAAGAAAAACAUAUUAAAAUUAGCAAGGAAGCAAAAAACAGUGAGUCGUAGGUAUAGAACUAUGAGAGAACAAAAACCAUCAAUUUUGCAUAUGCUUAAUGGCAGGCAGAGCAAGGCACUGCAAUGCAAUUUAAAAACAAAGAUGAAGAAUCCACAGCAAAAUAAAAAUAUAGCAGAUGCAUUUUUGGAUAUCAUUCACUUCAAGGUGCCUACUUUGCCCAACAUCAAAAUGAGUAUUGGAUUAAAUGUGGAGACAGAUAUGCAAACGGUAACAAGACUUAGUCAUAUGCAGCUAGUGCAAGGGAAAUCGCCAAAUGGAAGAAAAAUAUGUUGCCCAGAUUCUAUCAAUAUGAGUAGUUUAUCUAACAGUGUGAAAGAUGGGGAGGAGAAGGCAGGGGAACAAGAUUUACCAGCUCCAGAGACUAGCCAAGGCCUCAUAUUCAAUAUAUAUCAGAAGAAGAAUCAUGACCUUGUCAAAUCACAUGAGGAACUGAAACAACCAGGAAGUAUAAAUAUUCAGGUACAACCACAAACACAUUUUGCACAGAUUAUUUUAAGCUCUGCUUCAUGCCCUACAUUGGAUCAGUUUCAACUUAGAAAGCUAGAGAGCUAUGCUAGGUUUUCACCUCCAAUGUCAGGAGAAGCAGAGAUUGAUGAACACAUAUUUUCUGCAAGAGAAUGUGGUGUUCCAUCUGAUGCAAACCAUCAAAAGGAACAAGCUGAUGGUAUUGAAAAGAAAGAGACAGUGACUUUAGAUUUCUGCCUGGCUUCUUUAUCUAUAUCCAAAAGCAAGAGAAACUUCAAACAGUAUUCAGACUUGAAAACCUUAAUGAAGCCCAAAUGUGGAAUUUUAAAAGCAAAGAAACCAUCAAUUUCAAACAUGUUCAAUAUCAAGGGUGGUGCUAGCCCAAAUCAUAGAAAAGAAUUGGGAUAUAACUUAACAACCAAAAUUAAAGAGGUGGAUGAAGGUGAAAAAAUGGCAGACGACAGGUACUCCCUCACGUCUAUUAUACCUGCUGUUAAUAGGUAUAGCAAGAGAGAAAGGGAAAAAAACAUGUUGUUAGGAGAAAAAAGACUCAGUUCUAAACAAGUAAAGCGAGAGAUAUCACCACAUGAAGGUAAUAUUACUCCAGGUGACACCAAAGAAACCAAUCUUCAAGAUGAAGAGGAAGAAGAAGGUGAACAGGAGAUGUUGUUAAAGAUAAUUCCACAGCACAGCCAGCAUUUCGUCUUCUGUUCAGGCCAGAGGAAGGAGCUUGACCUUCACAAAUGGGGAAACAAAGGACGUGGGAAAAUUCUGUUUGUUACAGAACAAGACGUCCCACGACAAAUGCAGCUUCCAGAUCCAACCCAGGCAGAGGAGCCAAAGAGAAGCCAGCAGACACUAAAUGGCACGGUGUGGUCAGCGAGUUCAACCCUUCCCUUUCUAAAGUCAAAGGAAUCACUAAUUGGUCGAGUUUUAAUUGAUACAAUGAAAUGCGAUGUCCCAAGUAAUGGGAGAUGUACGGGGGACCUGUACGAUCAUGGUAAAGAGGAAAAGACAGAGUUUAAAGAAGAUCUACAAGCAACUGUCCUGGGGUCUUUGGAUGCCUCCACACCUGAUCUGUUUGAAUCUAAGAGGCAGAGAAAGACACUUACAUGUAGAGCCUUAAAAAGUAAAAUGAGUCCCAGAUGUGUUAUUAUGAAGACAAGGAAGGCACCAAUUUCACAGAUAUUUAAUAUCCCUGGGAAUGGUUGUCUAAAAGCCCUACCUCCAAAAACCCUGAAAUCACAGAUUGUUGACUUUUUAAUUCAGAUAAAAUACUCUGGGGUACUGGAAGAUCUUACUGCAGAGAGAAAGGAAGGAGUAGCCCAAGAAUUACCAGCAGCAAUUCCAGAGGUUUUGGAUUUAUCCACACUUGCUUUACCUGUGUCGAAAAGAAAGAGAAACAACUCAAAACUUACAGACAAGAGAAAUAAAAUGAGUCCCAAAUGUGUAACUUUGAAGGCAAAGAAGACACCGAUUUCAAAGACGUUUAGCGUCACAAAAGGUGGUGCACCAAGCCGUGGUAGGCAAUUGGAAUGCAACUUCAAAACCAUGAGGAAACAAGGUCAGUCUGUGGCAGCUGUCAUCCUGAAUGCCUUUUCCUCUCCCAUGGCGGUUUCACUGGACAUGAAAGUGCAUAACAGAAGUAAAGUAGAGAUGGACAUGCCGUGGAAGAUGAGGUUCAGUCAUGAGCUGCAACACCAAGGGCAGUGGCCAGAUGGAGAAAGAGCCUCGUGUCCCUCUUCCAGGGGCGAGAAGGGCAGGGCCUCAAAUGUCAGGAAGGAAGUCAAAGACCUCGGUGGAGAAGCAGCGCCAUGGAAUUCCCAACACCUCACUAUCCAUGCUCCUAACAUGAAGGAACCUCGCUUUGUGAAAUCAGAUCUAAAAUGGAAGUAUUCAGCAAGGAAAAAAAUCCCAGAAUCGCUUACCAUAGCUCAGGAGCUGCAGCAACACACACUUUUCACACAAAGUGUAUUGCCUUCUGUGUCUUGCUCUAUUUUGAAUUCACUUCCAUUUGAGAAGCUACCAAAAAGAACAAAACCACAGAGUCCAAAGAUUUUAUCUCCAAUGACAGGGAUAUCACUUAGUGAACCUUUAAUUGUCAAAGCACCGACUGAUACCCUAUCUGAAAGAGGCCCUGCAAAGGAACUUGCUAGUUCUAUUCCAGAGGAAAAAAUAGGGUUACCAAAGGAUUUACGAGUGAGAACCCUGAAGUCUUUUGGUAUCUACAUGCCAGCGUCACCUAAAAUUAAAAGGUUGAGAAAUGCAGCACUAACCCCUAAGUCUAGAACUGGGAAAGCCCAGAUGGCAUCGAUUUUAAAGACAACUAAUAUCACUAGGUCUGGUGCCCCCAGCCAUGGAAAGGAACAGGUCUGCACCUUGGAUGACAUGGCCAAAGAAAUAUCUCAAAGUAUGUCAAAUAUAUUUAUGAAUACCUUUUUUUCACCUACACCUGUUUUACCUGCCAUCAAAACACACAAAAAACUGAAAGCAAAGAAAGACCCAUUAAGCAAAAAAGUCAAUAUUAUACAGUUAAAACAAGAGGAAGGGAAAAGAGUGUGUAAAUAUACCUCUAAUAAAUGGAGCAUCUCAAGCAGCACAUCAGAAUCAAGAUCGCAAAAUGAAAAAGAAAAAAAGGGCAAGGAAGUUUUAUUCGAAGCAGGUCUACAAUUCCUGAAUAGGACCGGAAGUAGAAAAGAUCAAAAUAUGCUUAUUACAGAGCGAGAAGCGUGGCAACAAGCACUAGUUUUGGAAAAUAUGUUGGAGUUUAUUUGUUCUCCUCUGAUAAUUCCAUUUCAAACUGAAGAGCUGAAAAAGAAUAUCCUACCACAAACAGACAUACUGCAUAGAAUAAGUGAAAAGAGUUCACGUCUAAAAAGAGGGAAAGCAAUGUUUGAUGGUCUUUUAAUUGAUGAGACAGUGUAUAGGACUACGUCUGAUCAGAGCCCCACAAGGAAGCUGGAUGUUCCCAGUGCAGCUUCCCUACAACUUGAAGGAGAAGAGGAAGACAUAAAAACUCAAAAAAUAACAAAAUACACAGUUGAUCAAAAUAUCCCACCUCCCAAGUCAGGGAUCUCAGUGCUUGGAGAUCCAUAUAAUGAAAGCUCUAGAAGGAAAGUGGGUGGUCGUAUUGCCAAGAAACAUAAAGAGUUGCCAAGAGAUUUACUAACAAUGUCCAUGAUGUCUGUUUUACCUGAAUCUAAAAGGCAGAAAAAGGCAUUAAAAUUUCCAGGAAGGAAAGAUCUUAUGGGUCCCAAAUGUAUAACAACGAAGGCAAAGAAGCCCCUUUUUUCACAGGUGCUUAAUAUCACUAAGGAUGGUCAUCUGUACUGUAGAAAGGAAGAGGAAGGCCAUUUAAAGUCUAUGAUAAAGGACAUGCAACAAAAUAGAGGUAUAGGUGAUGCGUUUUUAUCUCCCACACCUGUUUCAACUGAUAACAAAAUAGAUAUUGAAAUUGAUAGCACACCAAAAACAGGGACGGAUCGACCAAGAGUGAAAAUAUACAACCAUACCUAUCCAGAGCUAGAGAAAUCACCAAGUGAUGGGGAAGCAUGGGAGGCCAAUUUGGCUGAUACACAAAGCAGAUCCAGCAACACAGGUGAAAUGAAUGUGCCACAUAAAAAGGAAAAGGAAAACAUCCCAGAAAUGUUAGCAGAAUCAAUUCUGCACUAUAGUCAACACUUCCAUUUCAGUUCCCAUCAUAUGAAAAAUCUUGGCCCUUGCAAACCAAAAUCUAAACUGAAUAGUUCAGAAGGCAGAAGGACUUGGAAUUUGUCUUGUGCCAUGCAAAAUAUGAGGCAAGAAGAACACAUUAGAGAAACUAUUUUAGAGACUGUUUCUAGAAACGUGAUGAAUUUUAUUCGAGUACAAACAUUGAAGAAAAGUCUUCAUACUCAAGAGGGAAUACAAUAUAUGGUAGGUCUAAAGACCCCAUUUCCAAAAGCUAGAAAAUCAGAGACUGGUUCCAUACAAUGUGAUGGUCUCUGGGAUGGAAAUCCGAGGAGGAAAUGGGAUCGUCCUAUUUCUAAGAAAAAGACAUGGAAUCAAAGUGACUUAGUAAGAACUGUCUUAAAGCCUUUAGAUUUCUCCAGCCUUGAUUCGUCUGAACCCAAAAGCCAGAGUUACACAUUAGAGGUUGUAGACAAGAAAAAUACAACGAGUCCCAAGCAGGUAAUUCUGGAGGCAGAGAAACCAUCAAUUUUACAGGUGCUUAAUAGCACAAGGUGUCUUACAGGAAGCCAUAGAAAAAAACCCCACAAAGUUAAGUACAAGAUAAGAGAGAGGCGAUGGAAUGAAAGUGUGAGAGAGACAUUACUCCUCACCACUGAGGGAACUAAGAUUCCAACGCCCAAGUUAGUGAUUGAUCAACUCUCAUUCGAUACAGCAGCGAGGGACACUCUGUAUAAUGACAGAACACGUCACAAAAAUCUGGAUGGUCUUAUUACAGAGAAAAAGGCAGAGUUGGAGGAAAACUUAGCCACAACUCUCUUGGGGCCUUUAGAUUUAUUCACUCCUGUUUUAUCUGACUCUGAAAGCCAAAUAAACACAGUACAAGAGAAAAUCAUACUGAAUCCCAGAUGUUUAGCUCUGAAGAAAAAGGAGCCACUCAUUUCACAGAUACUUAAAAUCAAUAGGCAGUUUGCCACAAAGCAGAGGACAAAACUUAGAUCCAAUUUAAAAACCAAAAUGAAAGAGAUUUGGCAAGGUAAAAAUGUGGCUGUUAUAUUUACAAAUGCCAUUUACUUCGCAUUGGAUACCUCUGACGUUAAAAGGCAAAGCAGAUUCAAAACAGAGAUAGACAGAGUAUCAAGGUUUAGUCCUGUACAACCAACACACAUGGAGUCGCCAGUUGAAAGCCGAGUAAUUUUACAAUUAGUUAAUGCCACAGGUCAUGCUGCUUUAAGCAUUAAUAAGGAACAGGAACAGGAACAGCGGAUGGACAUAGAGAGAGAGAAAACUGUGUUAAAUGCAGACCUAAAAUCUACAGAUGCUUCUACGUCUAUUCCACCGCACAUAAAAAUGGAGCAGUCACCUAGUACCUGGGGUAACUAUGAAGAAUCUUCUGAAAAGAGAAAUGCCCUGAACAAAGCAAAAGUUACAGAGGAAGAAGAGUAUGAACAACAGGUUUUGUUUGGAACACCUCCACAAAAUACCCAGCCAUUUGAGUUUCUACAAAUGAGACAGCAAGAACCAUGUGUCUCAGGAACCAUCCAGAAUUCUGCUUAUGCUUACAAUCCUAAAUAUCCUAAAAUCAUAAAACAUAAAGCUAAUGCAAAAGCAGCAGGUGUGAAAAACACUACGCACACUGAACAGGUAAAAUUGAAGGCAAAGAAACCACUUGUUUCCCUGAUGUGUAACACAACAGGUUAUGGAACCCAAAGCAACGAAAAGGAAACGAGGUGUAACAUCAAGAAACAGAAGCCGGGGUUCCAGCAAGGUAAAGCUGAGGUAGAGUUAGUCCUGAAAACUAUUUGUGACUCUGGGUCUAUUCCACCUCAAAUUCAAGCGUUGAUGGAAGCAGAAAGGGAGAAAGGCAAGGCACAAAGGCUGAUACACAUUCCUCCAGAGCCAAAGCUGGAGAAAGCGCUAAACAGAAGACAAAUAGCAUUUUCACAGUCCAUUGCUAAGAGUGCUAAAUCAAGAAAUAUAUAUAAAACAAGCAAUGUGCAGAUAGGUAAAGGUAAAUCAGGUGUGAAACUGAUAAACCUGUUUACUUCCUUACCAUCUCUAUCACAUCCUAAUUUGAUUUCAAGAACAAAAGGAGGAAGAGAUAAGUCAGGAACACCAUGGAACUGCCUUCCACCACUAAACCUCCAGGCAUCAUCAAAUAUCAGGAAAACAUCAUUUGCAGAGUCAAUUAAUAGAGACAGUUUAAGCAACAUAAUAGAAUCAAAACAACGUUUGCCCCAGAAAAAGAAGGAAGAUGGAGACAAUAUAGUAUAUAUGAAAGAUAUAAGGGGCUGCAAAUGUGCCCCUUUUAAAAGAAAGAAAAAACUUUUUACACAUACACUGCAUGGAAACGAACCACAGUGGAACAAUAAAGAACAAGAGAAAAUGAUGCAGGAAGAUAAGAGUGAUCUAGUUGUAGUUCAGAAUAAGCCCUAUGUUUCCAUUCUGUCUUCACCUCACCUGGAAUGGGGUCCUGCAGUGAAAGAAGAGGCAUACAUGCGAGGAGUAUCAGGGUUCUGCCUUCCACCAUUGACCCUCCAGGAAUUGUCAGAUGCAGUGAUAAUAUGUGAGGAGCCAACUGAUGAUAUUUUAAGCAGCAUAGAAAGAUCAAAAUAUAUGUCACAGGAAAAUGAAGAUAAAGUGGAAAUGGCUUUGGAAGAGAAAAGGAAUCCCAAAAGAAUAGCUUUGGAGGCGAACCAGUCUCCAAUUGCACGGGAAUUACAGUUGAACAUCAAAAAAAAAGAGGAAAAGAUGCAGGAAGAUAAAGAUGAACGAGUUGGGAUUCAGAGAAAAUCUUGUGUUUCCAUCUCUUCUCUGCCUUACUGUGAAGUGGACACAAGAAGGAAAGGAGAAGCAAUCAUGCUAAGAAAAACAAGAUCCUCUUUUCUACAACCAAAACUCCAGGGUUCAUCAGAUACAGGAAACAUAGCACAUAAAAAGUCUGUUUAUGGUGAUAACUCAAACAAUGUAAAAAAAGCCAAAGAACAUAUAAUGCAGGAAGAAGAGGGGAGAGCAAAAAUGGCAAAAGUCCUACCUUUGGAGAAAAAGAAACCACCAAGUUCACAGGAAAUCCAGUUGGACAUCAAAGAACAAAAGAAAAAGAUACAAAGAAUUCAGGGUGAACCAAAUGUGAUUUUGACAUGUACUUCCAUACCUGCUACUUCUUUUAAAUUGGAUACAAGAAUAAAAGAGGCAGACUACAGAGCUGAAGUAAGAAGGUACUCUCUUCCAGAACCAUCACACCAGAAAUCAUCAGAUGUAGUGAAAAAAGAAAAUAAAGAGUUCAUCAAGGGUGAUAGCACAAGUGAUGUACAAGCAGCAAACGUAUAUAUGCCCCAGAAAGGAAAGGAUAGAGGAAAAAUAGUAAAUAUGAAAUAUAUAAUGUACUCCAAAGAGACAACUUCCAAGGCAAAGGUAUUACCACUUCCACAUGUACCCAAUACCCCUGGCAGGUGUAGCCCCCAAAUUAGAGAAGUACAGACAAACAGAAGAAAAGACUUGGGACAUGUACAGGAAAGAAGAAGUGAACUAGAUGAGGUUCUGACAGGACCUUGUCUACCUCAGUUUACAUUAAGCAAAGUUAUAGAAGGCAAGAAAGAGAAGCAAGGAGUAAUAAAACCCGGUAUUCCAUCCUCAUGGCACAGGGAAUCAUCAAAUGCAGAGAAAUUAAAAUACACACUGUCACCUGUGAAUGAUAUCUCAAGUGAUUUGAAAAGAACAAAAUACAUGACACAGAAAGAAGAGGAUAAAGCAAAUAUUUUUGUGAGAGACCUAAUGCAUCCCAAGUGCUUAGCUUUGAAGGCAAAGAAAUCACCCCUUUUCCAUAUACUCAAAGCAAAGAAACUGCAAGUGAACAUCAAAGAGCAAGUGAAAAGGGGGCAAGAAGGCAGAAGGGACACAGUCGUGCUUCUGAGCAAAAUUUGUCCUUUUGUCACUUCCUCAGUUCAUCUUAAAUUUGACACAACAACAGAAGAAGAAGGUGGUCCAGGAAUCAUAAGGAAUUAUGUGCCACCCCCUGAGCUCCAAGAUUCAUUGCCUUCAGUGCAGAUAGCACCUCCAAGGUCAACUGAUAGCCACAGAAAGAAAGGAAAACAACAUCCACCACCGAAAGAAAAGGACAGAGUACAAACAGCAGCCAUGAGCGGCUCAGUGUGCGCCAGUGGCACAGAUUUCAAGGCAAAGACAUCGGCCCCUCCUCAUGUGUUCAGUGUUGCUGAGCACGGUGCUCUAAGUAGGAGAAAGGAACCAUGGCCGAGCAUUGAGGAGAGCAUAGAACAGGGGCAGGGAAGAACAGAAGACCUUGACAUGGCUCCAACAAAAACUCCUCCUUCCUCGCCUUCUGUAUCUCACCGUAGAUGGGAUGCAGGAACCAAAGGAGACGAAGACUUGCCUGCAGUUGCAGGAUUCUCUCCUUCACCAUUUCAGCUCCCUGCGUCAUCAGCUGCAGGGAAAAUCAGAUAUGCAGAGUCCAGUCAAGGUAUUAGCUCAUGUAAUGUAAUAAUAAAAACUAAUGGACAUAUGCCAUAUAGAGAGACAAAGGUCAGAGUAAAAACAAAAGACAAGAAAGAUAGAAUAUACCCCAAAAUAAUAACUUUGGAAGCCCAUACAUCCCCACUUACACAUCUACUCAGUAGAAACAGACUACCUUUGAAUGUCAAAGAGCAAGGGAAGGAAGUGCAGGACAGCAAAGGUGAGCCAGAAAUUGUUCUGAGGGAAACUCGUGCCUCCUUACUUUCUCCAUCUUACCUGAAAUGGGACACUAGCAGGAAUGAAAAGGAAGACACAGAAAGAAUAACACAAUCCUGUUUUUCACCACUGAAGGUUUAUGAUCCAUUCAAUCCAAGCAAAAAAGCAGAUGCUAAGUCAUUUGAUGGUUAUUUGUUAAAAGACAAAGAUAGACUCAAAACAGGUAUUGAAGACAAAGUGCUCCCAAGUGAAAAAGCAGAUACUAGGUCAUGUGAUGGUUAUAUGUUAAAAGGGGAAGUUAGACUCAAAACAGAUACUCAAGACAAAGUGCUCCUGAUAUCUAUGCAUCAGAACACAAAGGAAUUACCACUUUCACAUGUACGUGAUACCAAAGAAUUGAAGUGGAAAAUUAAAGAGCAAAAGAGAAGGGUACAGAGAGAGGACAGUGAACUAGUCACAAAACGGAAAAACAUUUAUACUUCUUUACUGGCUCUACCAUAUCGUAAAUCUGAUACAACAGAAGGAGAGGGGUACAUGAUAAGAAUUACAAAAUUGCCUCUCCCACAAGCACAGUCCAAGGAAUCAUCAGAAUAUGCUGAAACCAAUGAGGGACAACUUUCAAAAGAUGUAAAAAAAUUAAAAGAACACAUGCUACAGAAAGAAGAGAAGGAGAGAGAGAAAUAUGUGGAUAUGAAUAGUAGAGUGGACCACAAUAAUAUGGAUUUGGAAGCAAAGGAAUCACCUAUUUUACUUACAUACAAUCUAAGUGACCUUCAGUGGAAAACUAAAGGGCAAGAAGGGAAGGUUCAGGAAGAUAAAUGGGAGCCGGGUGAUGUAACACUGACUGAGACUUGCACUUCUAAAUCUUCUCCUCUUCACCUUGACAAAAACACCAGCAUCAGAGAAGAGGGCAUGCCAAUGUUAUCAAGACCCUCUUUUCCCCCAGUAAACUUCCAGAAAUCAUCAGGUUCUGAGGAAGUGGUACAUGCAGAGCCAGUGGCUAGUGAUACUGUCAUCAGUCCCCCAAAAGAAAAACAUUUGCCCCAGAACAAGGAAGAGGAUGGAGUAGAAAGAGGAAACCUCGUGUCCCCCAAACAUCAUGAAAAGGAGAUGCAGAAAAGUAAAGAUGGACCAGAUAUGGUUCUGACCAAAUCUUCUACUUCAUCACCAUCUCUCCCUGCCCUCAAAUUGGAUAAAGAAGUACAAGUCAAUGAUGAAAUGCUAGCACUUAAAAGGUCUGUUUUGCCGAGAAUAUCGUAUGCAGGGGAAAUGGUACAUACAGAUUCAACUAGUGGUGAUACCAUGAAAGAUGUUCAAAACCUGACCAAAUCUUCUACUUCAUCACCAUCUCUCCCAGCCGUCAAAUUGGAUAAAGAAGUACAAGUCAAUAAUGAAAUGCUAGCACUUAAAAGGUCUGUUUUGCUGAGAAUAUCGUAUGCAGGGGAAAGAGUACAUACAGAUUCAAUCAGUGCUGAUACCAUGAAAGUUGGUCAAAACCUGAUGAAAUGUUCUACUUCAUCACCAUCUCUCCCUGCCCUCAAAAUAGAUAAAGAAAUACAAGUCGACAAUGAAAUGCUAGCACUUAAAAGGUCUGUUUUGCUGAGAAUAUCGUAUGCAGGGGAAAGAGUACAUACAGAUUCAAUCAGUGCUGAUACCAUGAAAGUUGGUCAAAACCUGACGAAAUGUUCUACUUCAUCACCAUCUCUCCCUGCCCUCAAAAUAGAUAAAGAAAUACAAGUCAACAAUGAAAUGCUAGCACUUAAAAGGUCUGUUUUGCCCAGAAUAUCAAAUGCAGGGCAAAUAGUACAUACAUAUUCAAUUAGUGGUGAUACCAUGAAAGAUGCUCAAAACGAGGAACAACCUAUGCCUGAGAAAGAAGAGAGGGAAAGAGAAAAAACGGUAGAUAGGAGAGGUGCGACGCACACCAAAGAUAUAACUUUGAAGUCCAAGAAGUCACCUUCUUCAUAUAUGCUCCACAGAACAGAAUUACAUCUGAACAUUGGAGGGAUAGAGCAAAAGAAACAGGAAAGUCAAGGUAAACCACCCAGUACGGUGGUAAGAAACAUUUAUGUUUCCAAACCUCCAACUAAGCUGAAAUUGGAUAAAGGUACACAAGUAGAUGAAGGAAGGCUUGGAAUUAAAAAACCCUCUCUACUUCCACGAAUGCUUUCAGCAUUAUCAGAUGCAAAGAAGAGACCAGAUACGAAGGGAAUUGGUAGUGAUGUAAUAAAAAGAAAACAACAUAUGUCAGAGAAAGAAAAAAAGUAUGAUGUGAAAAAAGUAGAUAUGAGGCUCAGGACACAUCACAAAGAGGCAACGAUUUCACCAAUACCACAUGUCCUUAGUACAAAGGAAUUUGUGCUGAAUGUUAUUAAAGAGCCAGGGGGAAAAGUGCACAAAGGUAAAGAUGAACCAUGUAUGGUUCUGACAAGAACUUUUCUUUCCAUCCCAUCAGCACCUCUUUAUCUAGAGUCAGGGAGCAAAACAGACAAAGACACACCAGGAAUCAUGGGAUCCUCUCGUCCACAGCAGAAUCUCCAGGAAUCAUCAGAUACCCAGAAAACAGCAAUUAGAGAGUCAGCUGCUGGUGAGAGUGAAAUUGUUAAAAAUACAGAACACUCGGUGCCAGAAGAGGCCGUGCAACAGUGGACCUCAAACUUCAUGAUCAGUGUACAGCGAAGGAAAGAACCUCCACAAGUCAAAUCUGAAGGAUAUUUGAGUCGGUUACUUUUAAAUUCACAGCAUGAGGACUUUUAUUUCACAGGAUUUGGUACCAUUACAAGUGGGAAAAGGCUGGAAUGUUUCUUUUCAGGGCCAGAAGCUCAGCGAGAAAAAUACAAACCAGAAACUUUUACUAUGGUUCUUUCCUUCCCCAUGAUGGAUCUAACUAAAAUCGAAAAUCUGAAGAAAGAAACAGAAAUAAUGAAUAACUUAAACCAUAAAAUAAGUCCUCAGGUUUUAGUUUCACUUCCAAGGAAACUAUCCAAGGACAUAUAUGCCACACUUGGCUCCCCUGUCAGUUCAGAAGGAUUUUCUGCUUCAGAGCAAGGUGCCUACCAACAAGAAACUUUAUCAAAAGCAUCUCCAGGAUCUGCAGAGUCAUGUAAAUUUGAUAGGCCAGAGGAAGACAGACGAAAUAAUGAAAAAAUAAGUGAAAUGUCCUCUCCCAAAGUGUUAGCACCACAGACAAAGGAAUCACUUGAGAAAAUGAAUAUCACAGAGUCAAAUGACCCCCAAAAUAUAGAAAAAGAAGUUGUCAUGAAAAAGCAAGUGUUGGUGCAGUCUGGGAGUGGACAGAAGACCAGGGUGGAUUCUAGCCUUUCUCUGAAGAUUCCACUUCAAAAUGUAAAGCAGAAGACACCACUGGAAAUAGAUAUGCACAAGCAAACUACAGUGUACCCCGGAAUACAAAUACUACCAGGAAUACACAUGGAUAUUACAGAGUUUGAUGCCCAAAGAGGGAACAGGGAGCAGACAUUGCUUGUUCCAGAACAAGAGGAACACAGUCUAGAAUCACCUCAGAAGUCUAUUUCCUCCUGCUGGACUUUUGCACUUCAAUCUGGAGAUCUGGAGGAAAAAAACAAAACUGACACAAGCUCUACUAGAAAUCUGGUGCAAAAAAGGUUACAAAUAAAAGAAGAGAUAUUACAAAUAGACACAAAUAUAGCUGUCCAUCUGGAAGAGGACAAAAUAGAAAUGCACAAACACACCGUUGUUAAUCUGGAGAAGGAGACAAUAAAAAUGGACAAAAGCAAUACAGUAAACCUGAACACUGCAUCUCUAAAGGCAGAGGAACCUCAAAUUAAGAGUCAGGUAAUCACUCAUAUGGCAAACAGCUGCCUAACCAAGCAAAAACAUAAAAAGGAACGAGAAGUGUCUGGUGCAAAACAAAACAUUCAGCUACAAAAAAUGUUUCAAAAACAUGUUCUGGAUUCAUUUUACGCCUAUAUUCCUCUUUCUCCCAAAUUUGGAGGCCAGAAAGGCAGAUUAACAAUAGCAGACUUGAAAAGAGAAUUGAGCCCCAAAUAUUUAAAUAUGAAAACCCCAAAGCAUCCAGUUCUACAGAUUCUAGGCAAUACAGGACAUGGUACUCCAAGCAAUCGAAAGAAAUUAGAGUAUAACUUUAACAAACCAAAGAAAAUAGCUUUGUGGAGAGAAGAUGCCUCAGGAAUAUUUGUCAGAAGUCUUUCUAUUUCCAUGAUGAGUCCAUCUCAGACUAAAGAAACAGUAAAAUCUGAGACAAACCUAGAAAGAGCAAAGAGAACCUGUCUUUCAAAAUUCCAGAAGAAAUCACCAAACGCUAGUGAAACUAUGAAGAGGGACAGCUCAAGCACUGUAAAAGAAGGAGACCAGAAUUUUACAAAGACAGUUCCACAGGAUUCCCAGCCCUUCACGGUGGAUGAACGACAAAUGCACAAACUUCCUAGUGUCAAAUCAGAAGCAAACCUUAGCAGUGAAAUAUAUAAAAAUUUAGCUCCACAGACAAAAGAAAGUGUUGUUCCACGCGAUGAUAUCUCAAGGAUCGUAAAAGAACCUGACUUGCUUAUGAUCAAGCAAGAGAAGGCACCAAAACCCAUUCAGACACCUACAGAGUGUCCAUUCAUGUCUAAAGAUCCAAAGGAAAAUGUGGAAACUCACAUGAGAAGUACCCUAAAUAUGAAUAGUUUUCCUCCAUGGGUAGAAGAACCACAAGAUGAGACUCAACUAUUUGAUACCAUGGAGUGUGCCUCGCCACCCAAGCAUAGGGAUCAGAGUGAACGUGUGCAGGACACAGCCAUACAAAAGGUCCAGCAACAAAAACCUUCUCCAGGAACUGUGCCUGUACCACCCCAAGUUAAAAGUAAUGAAAUAAAAAUAGUGGCAGAUAGUCCAAGUGCAGAAAGUUUACUUCCUCUUUAUGAAGCAAUUAAAAAUGUCAUUGAAUCCCAGGUAAAAAAUAUGAUUCGAGACAAAUUUUUUCCUAAUAUACUGGAAAAAGUAAAAAACAAUAAGACUGAUGAUUGGAAGUCACCACCUUUGGCAGGGGGUCCAGAUGCAACAUCCAUGACAAUACAUCACAAAUUGCAGCCAAAACCUAUUUUAGAAAAUUUUACUUGCAAAGAAAAAACCAAGCCCACUAAUCAUUUAGAGUCAAAAGCACCUGAAAUAAAACUGAAUUUGAUACCAGAGAUGGUAAAACAAUCCUUCCAAAAGUUCAACUUUUAUCAAAAACUGGCUAUUUCAAAGCAUAACAGUUGGAAGCUCUAUCCAAGACAUAAAAAAAUGUUCUUUUUGUCUCUGGAAGGGAUUGAUACUAUAGAAUUUAACCUAAAGCACAAAUACCAAAAAGACUCACCUCCUGUCAGCUGUAUGAAGUCACUGAUUGUUAAUGUUUCAAGGGGCAGUGAAAAGAUCAUUACAAAGUUAAAGAGUAUAAAUGAGCUAGAAAGUGGAACAUCUCCUUUGACUUCUGCUAGAGAGAUGACAUUGCCUCAUAUUCUCCAAAACUAUUCAGUAGGAGAAAAAAACAAACUUCUCAUACACUUUUCUAUGAAGACACUGGAGAUUCAAAUGAAAGCCUUUCCCAGAAUUGUAAGAGAAUCUUACACGAUGGCCAGGGCUCAGGAUGGAAGGAAACCUUUAUCUAAAUGUAUUCAUUCUGGUGUCAAAGUACCAAAACGAAAAAACAGAGUUUUGUUACUUUUUGAGGAAAAAUCUCUUCAUCAAAUAGAUCUUGAUUUACAAUACAAAUACCUUCAUUUUCUCCUGGGCUCUCCAGUCAAAAGUAUGUUCCCUAAGCCAAAUGCACUUCCCAAACAUAUUCUUAAAGUACAGACAGUUGCAAUACGUAAAAAAAUAGACAAUAGUGGAGAAAGUGGUGGUCUUUCCAUUGAUACAAGCCCGUUAGAAGAACAUAUCUCUUUCAAAAAGCAAAGUUUCCAUGAAAACUCAUCAUUAGUCAGAAAUUUCUUGGAGCCCACCCAGGUGUGUGCCUCUGACCCUGAUCAACACAACACAGUGCAGAAAGAUACCAUGGCUCUUUCAAAGUUAAAAUCUCAUGUGACUCCAGAAAAAGAUAAACAAUGUCAUGUAUGGUUUCAAGAAACAAAUACAUGUGAAUCUGUUGACUUAAAGACUCAGGAAAAGACUCAGGAUUUAGUUGAUUCCCAUUCAAUUCAGAAUUUUGAAGAUUUUACUGAUAGUCAGACAAAUAUUGAGAGUUCAGAUAACUUGGAGGAAUGUUCAGCUCUUGAUGUACACGAGAGUGAAGAAUGUAUGUUUUCAGAUGCCAACCCUUAUUUAAGUUGGAAAUCACAGAAUAUUCUGUUUGAAUUACAGAAAGGCAUGCCUGUGGAAAAUCUCUACAAGAAGAAAAAAAUCAAAACUGAUUUGAAACCACUUUACAGUGAAGAUUCAGGUUCCCAUCAUAUUAGAGGCUAUCAAAAACAUUCCUCAAUUGUGACACCACCUUCUUAUGAAUCCCACAAAAGCAGGAAACAUAGGUCAUCCUCCAAAAUGACACCACCUUCUUAUGAAUCUCACAAAAGCAGGAAACAUAGGUCAUCUUCCAAAAUGCGACCUCCUGACCCGUGGUGUCACAGUUCCUUAAAUACUGUAGAGGUUUUGUCUGUAUCAUCUUCCGUUCUGUUCAGUGAAGAGAAGCUUUCGCAGACUACAGGGAGCGGAAAACGUUAUUCUUUAGUCCCCUUAAUGGAAUCAGACAUUAAAUUACAUCUUGCAAAAAGCCAAGGCAAACCUCACAGGCAUUCAGAAAGCAAAGAACGGAAGAAGGCCAAAUUGGAUAUAUCUAGAAAGAACAACACUCCUUGGGAAUGUGAUGACAGUUAUACACAGAGUAAAGAGAAACACACAAGAAAGGAGAAAGUACGGGAUUAUGAGUCAGAAAGAUCAGAUUAUUUCCCAAGCAAACAUAAGUCAGCAUCAAAACCUCCUCAAGAGGAUAUCAGCUUCCAUUCUGAAGGAAAACAAAACCAGCCAUUUUUUUAUGCCUGUAUACCAUCAGACUCGCUCUAGAUUAUACCCCAAACCGUUCGCUGGACUAUUCCCCCCAACACUUUAAGGAAGAAGAACUUCAGAAUUCCCCUGGUGGCCAAGAUUUCAAGUUCUUGCAACAUAUGGAGUUCAUCCAAAAAGCUGCUGGGGUCGCUGUUAGGGUCCUUCAGCCUCGCUCGUCAAAAAUGAUGUUACCAUAUCAAGAUUCAUCUCGAGGGGAAAGCUGGUCACUCUUGUGAUAUUCUUUGAAAAAUACAAUCAUAUAAAGUCAAAUGGUUUCCUCAUGAAGUGUUUUCUAAACUGAUACCUUUUAUUUCUACAGUAGAUUUGCACAGUUCUGGGAGGGAUGGAUGGGAAAGCAGAUGAUUUCCGGUUUGGUCCAGCCAUGCGUGAAAUCUCCCCUCAGUUUAUGCUACCUCCUUAUAAUCCCCAGAGGAGAAGCCCACAGAUGCCCAAGCCCCCUUCCCACCCUUCCCACGCCCCCCCCCCCAUGACUGAAGGGUGAGUCGGAGGAAUUGUAGCCCAUACAUGAGAUUGGGAGCACCCUGAAAGGUAGGAGGACAUAGAUACUGAAGGGAGACAGUUUCAAGUAGCAGCGAGGGUUCAACAAUGUCAGAUGUCACAAGAUACAGGGAUAAGUACUGGUUUUGAGAACCCAGUUUCCUCUGACGGCUUUGUCCUUGUCCCCAACCACAAGUGGAACCCACAGCAGCUCUGUGACCCGUACCUGCUCACCACCUGCCAUGGCUAGGGCAUCAAGGCACUUGGGGACCUCGGCACAGAGCACCUGCCACUGCAUCCUCUGGGAGGGGCAGGGAGCCACCCCACAGCACUGCCAGGUGAAGGGAGACACCUCUCAGUGCACCUGAACUACCUGCCCUCCUCUUACCACCUGCCCUGGGCUGCCAGGGCCCUGGUGGGGGAUGGAGCAGGUCCACCUGUAGACAGAGGUGAUUGUGAGAUGCAGUGUGAUCUGGAGCACUACCAGCAGUGCACCCUCACCUUUGCCCUCAGGGCUGGUGACCCCGCCCCCUGCCCCCAGGCUCUUGCAGGAGGCCCAGGAAAGCUGAGUUGACCCAGGGGCUGCCAGGAGAAGAACCCAGAUGUGUGAGAUUGGGGGUGGGGUGGUGGUGGAAUUUUUAGCGCCAAGUGAAUUUUUUUGAAUGUAUUUUGUACUGGCUUAUUUCUUGUAUGUAAAUAAAA